Messenger RNA from Haliotis rubra (blacklip abalone), 893 nucleotides. RefSeq names its product myosin regulatory light chain 2, smooth muscle minor isoform-like. The record is from RefSeq and is a predicted model, not a curated record. Gene Ontology annotation, cellular component: cytoplasm; myosin II complex. Gene Ontology annotation, molecular function: calcium ion binding; myosin heavy chain binding. The coding region runs from base 1 to 546 and encodes 181 amino acids. NCBI's taxonomy places the organism in Eukaryota, Metazoa, Mollusca, Gastropoda, Lepetellida, Haliotidae. The transcript has 3 exons.
AUGGCACAGAUGCGCAUCCAUACCCGUCGCCGCUCCCGGAAACUGUCCAAUGUGUUGUCCAUGUUUGACCCCACCGUUAUCCGGGAAUACAAGGAGGCGUUCACCAUGAUCGACCAGAACGGCGACGGGUUUAUCGACAAGGACGACCUGCGGCAGAUGCUGACGUCCCUCGGGAAGCAGACAACCGACUCCGAUCUGGACGCCAUGAUGAAGCAGGCGACGGGACCCAUCAACUUCACCAUGUUCCUCUCAAUGUUUGGACAGAAGCUGGAGGGUACUGAUCCUGAAGACGUCAUCGUGAACGCCUUCCGCUGCAUUGAUGACAGACGAAGAGGUUUUAUCCUCGAAGAUGAACUGCGCAGCGACUUGACAACGAUGGGGGAAAGAUGGACGGAUGAGAUGGUGGAUGAGCUGUUCUCGGAUGCACCCAUCACCGACGGCAAGUUCAACUACACCGAGUUCACCAAGAUGCUGAAACAUGGCAACAGGGAGAAGGAGGAUACGGAGGAAGAGAUCACAGCGACACCUGGUGGUGGUUCUGCCUGACAGGAAGAGCCCAAUAUCAGGGAUAUCUGGGUCCUGUUUCACAAAACUAUCGUAGCGCUUCGACUGUCGUACCUCCUAUACUGUAAUAGUUAGAGACUUACGACAGUCGUAGCGCUACGAUAGCUUUGUGAAACUGUGCCAUAUUACGUGCAUAGCGAUGUCGUCAUUUAUAGCUGUGACGUCAUUGAAUAUUUUGCGUGGUCUAACUGUGACGUCAUAAUGGUAUUUCGCCUCUCACACCAACUCCGAAUUCAAGUUGACCUUUGAUCGUUUUGUUUGUUUGUUUGUUUGUUUGUUGUGUUAUGCCACACUGAGCAAUAUUCAAGCUAUAAGGCGGCGGUCGGUAU